Messenger RNA from Pectinophora gossypiella (pink bollworm), 3504 nucleotides. RefSeq names its product FAS-associated factor 2-like. NCBI's taxonomy places the organism in Eukaryota, Metazoa, Arthropoda, Insecta, Lepidoptera, Gelechiidae. Gene Ontology annotation, cellular component: endoplasmic reticulum. The record is from RefSeq and is a predicted model, not a curated record. The coding region runs from base 172 to 1482 and encodes 436 amino acids. The transcript has 7 exons. Gene Ontology annotation, molecular function: ubiquitin binding.
AGUGACAUGUCGUUCGGUGGUGAAUAGGCAUUUGAUGCAAAAUAUUUUCAAUUUUUUUCCAUUAUUCGAUUGGUACAUUUGUGUUAAAUAUGUUUUGUUAAGCUCGUUCGUGUAGAUUUACGCAUAUCUGAACUUUGUUUAGUGUUUAUUUUUUAAUUUUUGCACAUAGCCAUGGAUCUCGAAGACAAUGCAAUGGGUUUAACCCCUGAACAAACUGAUAAAAUUCUUCAAUUUCAAGAUUUAACCGGCAUCGAGGAUAUGUCGAUAUGUAGAGACGUUCUGCAGAGGCAUCAGUGGGAUUUAGAGGUAGCAAUACAGGAACAGUUGAACAUCAGGGAGGGGCGGCCAUCGGUGUUCGCGACGGAGGCGCGGGCGCCGCCCGUGGUUCACGACCACAUAGCGCAGCAGGUGUUCACAGACGAGCCGCCGGAGGGCCCAGGCGGCGUACGUGGCCUCAUCAGUUACGUCGUCAACCUAGUCGUGUCCAUGUGCUACAGCACAUUAUCAUCCGUACUGAACUUACUAUUAAGUUUCAUACGUACUGAUGACAGACGAUUGGUAACUGACCCUCUCGGCGAUGUUAUGGGCUUCGUCAACAGCUACACAUCCCGCUACAGCCCUCACCCUGUGUUCUACCAGGGCACAUAUGCGCAAGCUCUUAAUGAUGCUAAGAAUGAGCUGCGUUUCCUCAUUGUGUACCUACACUCUGAGUCUGCUACUGAGACUCAAAACUUCUGCAGGACCACCCUGGCCGACCCAGAAGUGAUCCAAUACAUCAACACGCACGCCCUGUUUUGGGGCUGCAGCAUCGAGAGCGCUGAAGGGUGGCGCGUGGCGCAGUCGGUGGGCGGGCGCCGGUACCCGCUGGUGUGCGUGGUGUGCGUGCGCGACCACCGCAUGACCGUGGUGGCGCGCAGCGAGGGCGCCUGCCAGCCGCGGCAGCUGCUGGCGCGCCUGCGGCAGGUGGUGGCCGACAACGAGCCGCAUCUAGCCGCCGCUCGCGCCGACAGGGUGGAGCGCGAGGUGACGGCCCGGCUGCGCGCGGCGCAGGACGAGGCUUACGCGGAGUCGCUGGCGGCCGACCAGGAGAAGGAGCGGCGCCGCGCCGCCGACCGCAUCGCGCGGCUGCAGCGCGAGAACGAGGACAUCGAGCGCCGGCAGAUGGAGGAGCUCAAGAAACAAGAGCUGGUAGAGGCGCGUGCGAAGAUGGCGUCCCGGCUGCCGACGGAGCCGGCGCCCGGCGUCGAUACCGUGGCGCUGCUAAUCCGCCUGCCGGGCGGGGAGAGGCUCACCCGACGGUUCUCACUCAAGAGCACUACGAAGGACUUGUAUGACUUCGUGUUCAGCCACCCGCAGGCACCAGAGGAGUUUGAGAUCACGACUAAUUUCCCGAAGCGAGCGGUCGCGCGUGGUUCAUUAAACCUCUUCGAAGUUGGCCUUAAAGACCGCGACGUGCUAUUCGUCAACGAUAUCAACGCAUAGACUAGAUACAGGAGUGAUCAGGGCUUGAAGACAAGGGAUUAUAUCACGAGGUAAUAAAGACGGGUUGGCGAUAGUUUCGACAAGGGAAACGGAAAGGUUAAACUCGACCGACUCUUCCUUAUUUUGUUUCCAGACACUUUUUGUUUUUUAGGGAGGGACCGAAAUCCAGGAACGGCACUAACAAUCGUUGGGCACUAAGGGGUGCCGUAGCACAUGGUUGAGGUAUUAUGUUAGUGCCCAUACUCUACUGGAUAAGUUAGUGCCGGCCAUGUCGAAAAUCUGAAGUUUUACAGAGAUAAAUUAACCUCAUAAGCAGUUUAUAUUUAUGAAUGUCAACUUGUUAAAACCAAUCGUAUCCUACACGAAUAAUAACUUGUAUUGACAAUUUGUUUAUUAUGUAUACUUACCUAGGUAAGUACAAGUCAAUAAGUAUAUAGAAGAGUUUGUAUAAAAUACAGUUUUUCCAAUCAUUUUGCACUGUUACCUCACAGAAAAUAUAUCUAGAAAUAGAUAAAAAUAUUAUAGAUCCUACAUUGAGCAUUAGUUAUAAAACGUAUACCUGUCAAUUUUAAAGCAUUCUGAGGAUAUCCUUAAGAAUAUAAGGUUAAAACUUGCCACCUUUGAAUCACCUAGUAAUCUUUUGAUGCUUCGGUUGAAUUUAGUAUUAUUCUUGGGUAACUAUGCAAUUCUCCACAAGUGAACUACAAUAUGAUUCAAGCCCUGUUUCUGUCCGAUACUCUAUUUGUAUUUUUAUACAUGACUUAAAAUUGACAAGGGUGUGGAAUGUGGUAUGAAUAACUCGUUAUUGCGUUUGGUCUUCGCUCGGACAAUUUUUUUGCGGUACCCUAAACGUUUAGACAAUUUUGGGAUAUCACUACUGACUUGUUUGUUAAUUACUAAUGUAAUACUUUUGUAUGUGAACUUUUCAUAAAGCGAUUUAAAAAACAAUUAAGUAUAAUGGAUGUGACAGAUUAGGUCGCCCUCGACAGGGUCAUACUAAUUUUGUACUUAACUAUUUCCAGUGGUGAAUGCGUGACUACUUGCCAACUUAUCUCCAAUACCAUCAUGUGAAGUAGCCACACUAAACCACACAAGAUUAUUGUAAAAUAAUUUUAAUUAUUGUUGUUUCUUAUAUUUUGAAGUUUUGUUUACCUUCGAUCAGUACCAUACGUGUAUAAGGUCGAAAUCAUGCAAUUAUUUAUAAUUAUUAUAAAUGUUUUUGUUCCUUUUGGCAAAUGCUCAAAAAUAAGUCUAUUAUAUCGUUUCGGCAAAAGAUAGAAAUUUUAUUUUUUCUCGAGACCUCCUAUGUGGAGUCCUGUAAUAUAAACAAUUGUGUAGGUAUCAAUGAUAUCAUGCCAAUCUUAAUAAAUGUGCUGGACAGAAAUACUACAUUGUUGAUUUUGACAUAUCAAUUUCGACCAUUCAUAGUAGCAUCUUCUCCACAAAAGAUUAUGAUGUUUUGUUUGCCUGUCCACUUUCUUUUUUCAGGUUCUUAACUAAAUAUAGUUAUAUUUUGUAAGUUGUGAUUGGUAUACUAUAAGUAGCUCUAGAUAAAUCAAGGAAGCUUGCUGCUCGACAUAUUCGGGCCGUUCAAUCGAGCAAUAUCUGUAUCUUUAUUUUUGUAUACUGCAUUUGUCACUCAUUUAGUUGAAGCUGUUUAGCCUGAAAACAAAAUCAGAAUACUCAUUGUUCCUUUGAUGCGACUGGAGGGUUCUUGUAUAUAAAUUUACGCGGUCAUUUAUUUCGAUUUUGAAUUCGCCAGUCAAGUAUAGCAUAAUGAGACAAUCUGGCGUGGCGUUUGUCAGGACGUUCAUAGUUGUCGAGUAGCAGUAACAUUGGCCGUGCAUUUUGUUUGUUUUCAUUGGAGACACAAGUUCUGUGAUCGCGUACCUUGUGCGUCAUUGUGCGAGGUACGCCAGGUGCGGUGCGUCGAAUAACGACUUCGUGCAUUUAUUUGAGGACGGACUGUGUAUUAUAAUUUUUAUGUUUUGUUGUAUAAUAAUAAAUAAUGUUCCUUCCCUA